GAUGCCCCAACUAGUCACUCUCCUGGUGGUCCUUUGACGGGAAGCCAGAUAUGGUCUCAGAACCCUACUACAUUGCAUUCCAGUAUUACUACCACCAUUGAGUCUCAAUACUCCAUAAGUGCUGGGAGUCCAACUUCAUCUCUCAUGCUGAAAAGUACAGAAAACCAGGCCCCUGGAGGAACAAGUGGCUCAGAGCAGUCAGAUGAUGAAUCUUUGGAGACAGAAGCAGGAGUAUAUGAGCAUGGUACAAACACUAAUGAUUUAAAGCGCAUGAGAAGGAUGGUGUCUAACCGUGAAUCGGCCAGACGAUCAAGAAAGAGAAAGCAGGCUCAUUUGGCUGAUCUAGAACUACAAGUUGAUCAACUCAGGGGAGAGAAUGCCUCUCUAUACAAGCAACUGACAGAAACAAAUCAAACGUUCACUGAAUCAGUUACAGAUAACCGGAUUCUCAAAUCUGGUGUAGAAGCCUUAAGAGUAAAGGUGAAGAUGGCUGAAGAUAUGAUUUCCAGAGGUUCCUUGACUUGCAGCCUUGAUCAUCUUCUGCAAACCACCAUAAAUUCAUCACACUUGCUGAAUGCCCGUCAAUUCCCGCCCACCAUAGAACUCCAAGAAAAUGAUGGCUUCUUCAUGGGCUCAUCACUAGCUUCUCAAGUUCAGAACAUUGAAGUGCAAGAAGCCGGAACAAAGAAUGGAACUCUGAGAAGCCAGAGUCCGCCAUUGCCAAGCCUCACAAGCUUAAAUAAUCUGCAGAGCAGAAUUAAUGGAGACAUCUCAAGCUGUGGAACUGAUAUGUGGCCUUGGGACUCCCAUCCCAAUGUCAUUUCUAAGCACGUUUAGCUUGCCAGAUUGCUACAUUUCAUCAUCUAAGGCUUCGUUUGGGACGGCUUUCUUACUACUUCUUAAAGCGGCUUUCUAGUACAAAUUUUUUUAUUUUUUUACUAAAAAGUCACUUUAAGAAGCAGAAAGAAAGCCGUCCCCAACGAAGCAUAAAGCUUCUGUUUGCUAAGUUCAACAUCUAUUAUGCGGAACUUCUAAUAACAAAACUCAUUUCUAUCCUGUUUCUCCUCUUGCUGUGGUCAUUGUCUGUACCGACUGUUAAUGACGAUAUGCAUUCUGUGUUCUUCGUGAAGAUUAUAAGAAUAUCAAUAGUUACCAUUAAUUAUCUACA
Messenger RNA from Dendrobium catenatum, 1168 nucleotides. Its product is annotated as bZIP transcription factor RISBZ4. Lineage: Eukaryota; Viridiplantae; Streptophyta; Magnoliopsida; Asparagales; Orchidaceae. Gene Ontology annotation, biological process: regulation of DNA-templated transcription. Gene Ontology annotation, molecular function: DNA-binding transcription factor activity. The record is from RefSeq and is a predicted model, not a curated record.